UUGGUUUUCGGUUUUAUACUUCCAGAUUCCAGUUCUGGGUCAUAAAGGUCUGGAUGCCAUCUCUUGUAGGUCCUACACAAUUGUAGGUAUCAUGCCUUAAGCCGUAUAACAGAAAAUCUCGAGGUCUGAGCGAACGCAUAACAGAAAAUCUCGAGGUCUGAGCGAAGGAGCGAAAGCCGAAGGAGCAACUAAUUUUCACGUGGAUUUUCCGUUAGUUAAAGAUUUUUCAGGGUACAAGAGAGCCAUUUGUUUCUGCUGCUGCUGCUGCCAUGGGUGCUUCUGAAUCGAUUCCGCAGAAGUCCAUCCAUGAAUUCACUGUCAGGGAUAGCAGAGGUAAGGACGUUGAUCUCAGCAUUUACAAAGGGAAGGUUCUCCUCGUCGUUAACGUUGCUUCCAAAUGUGGAUUUACAGAUGUUAAUUACACUCAGUUGACUGAGCUUUAUGGCGAAUACAAGGACAAAGGUUUGGAGAUAUUAGCAUUUCCAUGCAAUCAAUUCCUCUACCAAGAGCCAGGGACAAGCCAGGAAGCACAGGAGUUUGCGUGUGCAAGAUACAAUGCUGAGUAUCCGGUGUUCCAAAAGGUUCGUGUGAAUGGUCCAGAGACAGCACCUGUCUACAAAUUCCUAAAAUCAAGUAAAUCAGGAACAUUUGGAUCUAGGAUAAAAUGGAACUUCACAAAAUUUCUAGUUGAUAAAGAAGGCCAUGUCGUCCAUCGUUAUGGCCCGACAACUUCCCCAUUGUCCAUUGAGAAAGAUAUCAAGAAAGUGUUGGGAGAGAUAUGAGACUUCGUUAGUUCAUAUUCAAUUUGGUUUCAGACAACAGACAACUUAUGUAAUUGUAUUUACAUGUUCUUCAAGAAUUAGGUAGAGAUUCUUUAGUUCUCCAUUUAUGCCUGGGAAGAGGUUCUUGCUUCCCCCCACCCCCUGCAGCCAUUGGAUUAAAGUAUUGGUAUCACAGAGAAUUCUGGAAAUGCAAUUACACUUGGGAAAUACUAAGACACAUAAUGUCAUAACAUCAAUAACACAUUCUGAAACCCCAUUGGCUAUA
Nelumbo nucifera (sacred lotus) is the source of this 1047-nucleotide messenger RNA. It is a transcript of the gene GPX4, whose product is annotated as glutathione peroxidase 4. Gene Ontology annotation, molecular function: peroxidase activity. Gene Ontology annotation, biological process: response to oxidative stress. The record is from RefSeq and is a predicted model, not a curated record. Gene Ontology annotation, cellular component: cytosol. Lineage: Eukaryota; Viridiplantae; Streptophyta; Magnoliopsida; Proteales; Nelumbonaceae.